Messenger RNA from Grosmannia clavigera kw1407, 876 nucleotides. Its product is annotated as methyltransferase type 11. The transcript is spliced from 5 exons. The record is from RefSeq and is a predicted model, not a curated record. NCBI's taxonomy places the organism in Eukaryota, Fungi, Ascomycota, Sordariomycetes, Ophiostomatales, Ophiostomataceae. Gene Ontology annotation, molecular function: methyltransferase activity. The coding region runs from base 1 to 876 and encodes 291 amino acids.
AUGACAGAGACCACAUCCGUAGUCGAGGUUCAUCCGGGGCAUUACUGGACUGCACAGCCCCUGGGCGAUGAGGAUGACUCAACUCGCGGCGACGACGCGUCCACAUCUACUGCGUCCAUCGCCUCGUCAAUCUUGCACUACCGGACCGUAAAUGGACGAACUUAUCACAGCGAUGCCGUUACAGAAACGAAGUACUGUGACUUUGCCGACUUACACCCUAACGUUACAGUGAUCGGCACUGACAUAUCCCCCAUUCAGCCGGCGUGGGUGCCGCCUAACGUGAAAUUCCAGAUCGAUGACUUUACACAGCCGUGGACUUUUGCGGAGGAAUCAGUCGACUUCAUCUACGCACGGUGGCUAAUCGGCUGCGUGACGAACUGGACAGCUCUGUUCAAGGAGGCAUACCGAACCCUGAAGCCAGGCGGCUGGAUUGAAACAUUCGAGAGUGACGGAUUCUUCGAGUCCGACGACGGCACUCUAACCGACAAGAACGCCUCUAGCCAAUGGGGUCACAUCUUUAGUGAGGCCACCAAAAAACACGGCUCGACCGCUUCCUUCACAGUAGUUCGUGACAAGGUGCAGCAGAAAAGCUUAAGAGAAGCGGGUUUCGUCAACAUCCAAGAGAACCCAAUCAAGUGCCCUUUUUCCGAAUGGCCAGAAGACCUGAAACUGAAGGAGAUUGGCCUGUUUACUCGAGCUGCCUGGGAAGCUGAUCCCGAGGGCUUUAUAGGCUACAUGGCGCACUCGCUUGGCUGGACAAAGGAGGAGAUCACCGUAUACUGUGCUCACAUGCGCCGCGAAUUGCGUGGUCUGAAGAUUCAUCUGUUUUAUAGAGUGAAUGCGGUAUGGGCCCAAAAGCCUUUUUCUCCUAGCUAG